AUGGCACGAAGGAGUUUACGGCAACAACAGGCCGGAUACUACGGAGAAGAUGGGACCCCCACUGUCUCCUACAAGGAGCCUUUGAAUCCAAAAGACAGCGUUUUCAACCACGUGAGGCUGCAGAUUGAGAACAACUGGGGAAACGCUCACCACACCUGUCUGUACAGUUUUAGGGUAAAAGGGUCUUCAGGAAAAGGAGGCGCCAUCAAUGCAAUCGCCACAACUUUCCUGUUGGGAGUGAACACCAUGAGUGAUGAAGGCACCUUUUUAGGAACACUGAUGUACGAUCAGGACGGUGCAGCGUUCCAGACCCUUAAAGUGAACAAUCCAAAAGACAGCGUUUUCGACCACGUGAGGCUCCAGGUUACACUCACACUUACCACACCUGUCUGGUCUUCAGGAAAAGGAGGCGCCCUCAUUGCGAUCGCCACAACUUUCCUGUUGGGAGUGAACACCAUGAGUGAUGAAGGCACCUUUUUAGGAACACUGACGUACGAUCAGGACGGCGCAGCGUUCCAGACCCUUAAAGUGAACAAUCCAAAAGACAGCGUUUUCAACCACGUGAGGCUGCAGGUUGAGAACAACUGGGGAAACGCUCACCACACCUGUCUGGAGUGUUACAGCCACCUGAAGCAACUGUUACUAAGGAAAGCAUUCAACACAACUUAUGGAGGAUAUUGGUCACAAAUUAGUUCUUCAGCCAUGCCACGAAGAAGUUUACGGCAACAACAGGCGGGAUACUAUGGAGAAGAUGGGACUCCCGCUGUCUCCUACAAGGAGCCUUUGGUCAGGGUCUUCAGGAAAAGGAGGCGCCCUCAUUGCGAUCGCCACAACUUUCCUGUUGCCAAUCAGGAUGUCUCACAAAAAGUCAACAUGGUAGCAGAUUUAAAGCUGCAGUUAAAAGAUGCGCAGCAGGAACUCUGGUCCUUCAGGAAAAGGAUGGACAUGUUUGCUCCCCUGGCAGAAACAGUCCCAAACUUUGCCCUAGCCUCACAAGUAUGGUCUGUAGAGCUUCAAAGCCAUGACUUUUUUUUUCUUCGUGACCCUUUCCUUAGAAAUUACUGUCAGCAAUACGUGAAAAAAAAAACACCAUUGGUCAGUUUCUUUGGUGUUGUUUUCCAGCUGUCAGCACAAACACCAUCACCAACAGUGUACUAG
Molecule: messenger RNA, 1158 nt
Organism: Stegastes partitus (bicolor damselfish)
Lineage: Eukaryota; Metazoa; Chordata; Actinopteri; Pomacentridae
Source: RefSeq, a predicted model, not a curated record